Messenger RNA from Saimiri boliviensis boliviensis (Bolivian squirrel monkey), 1225 nucleotides. The record is from RefSeq and is a predicted model, not a curated record. Lineage: Eukaryota; Metazoa; Chordata; Mammalia; Primates; Cebidae.
AUGUGCGAGCUUGAAUUUGGCAAUGGCAAGGCCAGGGAGCCGAGCGUGGGCAGCAGAUGGCAAGCGUCCUGGUACGAACGCUUGGUGCAGCCUUGCCUGGUUGAACUGCUGGGCUCUGCCCUCUUCAUCUUCAUCGGGUGCCUGUCGGUCAUUGAGAACGGGACGGACACUGGGGUGCUGCAGCCCGCCCUGGCCCACGGGCUGGCUUUGGGGCUCGUGAUUGCCACGCUGGGGAAUAUCAGUGGUGGACACUUCAACCCUGCGGUGUCCCUGGCAGCCAUGCUGAUCGGAGGCCUCAACCUGGUGAUGCUCCUCCCGUACUGGGUGUCACAGCUCCUCGGGGGGCUGCUCGGGGCUGCCUUGGCCAAGGCAGUGAGUCCCGAGGAGAGGUUCUGGAAUGCAUCUGGGGCGGCCUUUGUGACGGUACAGGAGCAGGGGCAGAUGGCAGGGGCAUUGGUGGCAGAGAUCAUCCUGACGACGCUGCUGGCCCUGGCUGUAUGUAUGGGUGCCAUCAAUGAGAAGACAAAGGGCCCUCUGGCCCCAUUCUCCAUUGGCUUUGCUGUCACCGUGGAUAUCCUGGCUGGGGGCACUGUGUCUGGAGGCUGCAUGAAUCCUGCCCGUGCUUUUGGACCUGCGGUGGUGACCGGCCACUGGGACUUCCACUGGAUCUACUGGCUGGGCCCACUCCUGGGUGGCCUGCUUGUUGGACUGCUCAUUAGGUGCUUCAUUGGAGAUGGGAAGACCCGCCUCAUCCUGAAGGCUCGGUGAAGCUGAGCUCAAGCUCGUGGGAUUCCUGCUCAGGUGAGUCCUCAGCUCUCCUGUCCCAGACUGAGAACAGGAGAGUUCCUGCACUUCCUGCCAGGGCACAGGCCCAGAGGAGACACCCACUUGCUCCCACUGUGUGGGACUGGUUUCUCAGAUAGACGGACUGUUGAGGAAGCUCUAGGUUCUUGGAAUUUCUUUGUGCUCAUCAGAGACCCCAGCCUGAGGAACAGGUUGCCUGUGCUGCCCAGGGAGCGGUGGAAAUGGCAUGAGAAUUUUUCUCAAGAGGAAAGUCCUGAGUUGGAAGAGGAGGCUGUUUCUGUACAUCAGCUCAUUUCCCGCACCCCGUUUCUUUCUCCUUCUCUUGUUUCUUGAUAGCUCUGUUGUACAAGGGCCUUCUGGGCUCCAGCCACUUCCUUGCUUCUCAAGCUGACAAUUCUCACUUUGCAGUAAACAGUCUGGU